Toxorhynchites rutilus septentrionalis is the source of this 576-nucleotide messenger RNA. RefSeq lists its product as uncharacterized. Lineage: Eukaryota; Metazoa; Arthropoda; Insecta; Diptera; Culicidae. Bases 40 to 549 code for a protein of 169 amino acids. The record is from RefSeq and is a predicted model, not a curated record. The transcript has 2 exons.
CAUUCAGAAAGUAUUGCGAUUAUCAUUCAACUCAGCAAGAUGAAAACCGUUGCCCUCGUUUUCUUGUGCUUCUGCUCUGCUUUUGCCGACGUGAGCGAGCUGCUGAACAAGCCGGAGCUGCUGGCUGAACCAAUUAAACUUGACGCCACACUACCGGAAGAGACUCCGGGUCAGGAUCCGAAAUGUGGAGAAGCUUUGGUUGAAGAACCGGAACCUGCUUCCCCUGUAGUGCUACUAAACCAAGCUGUUGAAGUUGUCGAAGCUGUGGAAGCUCUCCCGUUAGCUCUGGUUGAAACCGAUUCCGUUCAACUGACCGCAUCCCACCCAGACUACCAGGCUCCCUAUGAGUACCAAACGCCAAAGAUUCAACUGGACUACGUAGCUCCCGCAGAACCAGAAGUUGUUACGGAAGAUGUCGUCGUGGUGGAGCUGCCAAGUGUGAAGGAAGAACAACCUCUGCCAGUUCAGAAUGAAUAUCUUCCCCCGCUUUCGGUGACUGAGAAUUUGGUUAAACGACAUGCCAAGUUCGGUCGUAAAAGUCAAUUCUAAGAUGAAGCAGGUUGUGUGAGUGAUUGA